UCUCUGUACUCUAUUGCUUUGCAGAACUAAACAGCAACACAAGAUGGCACAGAGCAAGCUGAACGAUUUGGCCGGAAAAUUUGGCAAAGGAGGCCCGCCCGGAUUGACCACCGGACUGAAGGUGUUGGCCGCUGUCGGUGCUGCAGCGUACGGAAUUAAAAACUCCAUGUACACCGUCGAAGGUGGACACCGGGCGAUCAUAUUCAACCGUAUCGGUGGUGUAGGCGAUGAUGUGUUCGCCGAAGGUUUACACUUCCGCGUGCCCUGGUUCCAGUAUCCCAUCAUUUACGACAUCCGUUCCCGGCCGCGCAAAAUUUCCUCCCCCACCGGUUCGAAGGAUCUGCAGAUGGUGAACAUUUCGCUCCGCGUCCUGUCCCGUCCCGAUGCCCGCAAACUGCCCGUCAUGUACCGGCAGCUGGGUCAGGAUUACGACGAAAAAGUGUUGCCCUCGAUCUGUAACGAGGUGCUGAAGAGUGUGGUGGCGAAAUUUAACGCUUCCCAGCUUAUUACCCAGCGUCAGCAGGUGUCGCUGCUGAUACGCCGUGAGCUGGUUGAGCGGGCGGCCGAUUUUAACAUCAUUCUUGACGAUGUGUCACUCACGGAGCUGAGCUUCGGACGAGAGUACACAGCGGCCGUUGAAAGCAAACAGGUUGCGCAGCAAGAGGCACAACAGGCGGCGUUCUUGGUGGAGCGUGCCAAGCAGGAACGGCAGCAAAAGAUUGUACAGGCGGAGGGUGAAGCCGAGGCGGCUAAAAUGUUGGGUAUUGCGGUUGCGGAAAAUCCUGGCUAUCUGAAGCUCCGAAAGAUUCGUGCUGCACAGAGUAUUGCUCGAACGAUCGCAAAUUCACAGAACCGUGUCUACCUCUCUGCCAACAGUCUGAUGCUCAACAUUCAGGACGAUACUUUCGACGACAUGUCGAAGAAAGUUUCAAGAAAAUAAGUAAGCACGCCAGGUGCAUUUAUAGAACCUAUUGCCUAAAAUACCGAAAAUACCAUAUAUCCCCGAGA
Molecule: messenger RNA, 1008 nt
Organism: Anopheles maculipalpis
Lineage: Eukaryota; Metazoa; Arthropoda; Insecta; Diptera; Culicidae
Gene: Phb2
Product: prohibitin-2
Exons: 4
Coding region: 44-940 (298 amino acids)
Biological process (GO): mitochondrion organization
Cellular component (GO): membrane; mitochondrion
Source: RefSeq, a predicted model, not a curated record